AUGGCUGACGAUUUGAUUGCGAAAUUCCAAUCACUUGGCAUGAGUGAGCAGAAGGCCAAAGAGACGGCUAAAAAUGCAAAUGUGAGUAAAAAUUUGCAGCUGGUCUUGGAACAAUGCAAUGGUGCAUCGCUGGCCGAUGGUGUUGGCAUGUUGUUGUAUCACAUGGCAACAAAAAUCAAACCCCAAUGUGCUGAACAUUUGCCACUGCUGGUACGUUAUAUUGUGGAAAAGAAAUUGGACUCCACAAUGCGUGUUGAUGCCGGCUUAGAAUAUCUACUAAAAUGUGCCGUUCAGAAAAAGGGACAAACUAUUGAUUUGGCUGAAUUGGAUAAGGAAUGUGGUGUGGGUGUCGUUGUAACUCCCGAAGAAAUUGAAAGUGUCGUCCAGAAGCAAGUGGCCAAACAUAAGGAUGCCUUGUUGGAACAACGUUAUCAUUUCAAUAGUUUUAAAAUUAUGCAGGAAGUGCGUGAGCAAUUGAAAUGGGCCGAUGCCAAGAGUGUUAAGGCAGCCAUUGAUGUGGAAAUCUUUGAUUUGUUGGGUCCCAAAACGGAGGAAGAUAUGAAGCCCCUUACCAAGGGUGAUAAGAAAAAGGAAAAACCUAAGGCAGCGGAAAAUAAACAAGCUAACAAUAAAACUACAGCUGCUGCUGCCAGUAAGGAAGUGGAAUCAUCAUCCUCAGAUGGAGCCAACACUAUUGCCGAAUUGAUGAAAACUAAAGUCCACUUCCAUGCCCCUGGUGAAAAUUACAAAACCGAUGGUUAUGUGGUAACCGACAACACCGAAAGGCUAUUGAAAGAACAUUUGAAGGCCACCGGUGGUAGAGUACAAACUCGUUUCCCACCCGAACCUAAUGGUAUUCUUCACAUUGGCCACGCCAAGGCAAUUAACAUUAAUUUCGGUUAUGCCGCUGCCCACAAUGGUGUCUGCUAUUUACGUUACGAUGAUACCAACCCCGAAAAGGAAGAGGAAAAAUUCUUUGUUGGCAUCAAGGAUAUGGUUGAAUGGUUGGGUUAUAAACCCUAUAAAAUUACCCACUCCUCAGAUAAUUUCCAACAGUUGUAUGAAUGGGCUGUUGUCCUCAUACGUAAAGGUUUGGCCUAUGUUUGUCAUCAAUCCGCCGAUGAAAUGAAGGGAUUCAAUCCCAAACCCAGUCAAUGGAGAGAUCGUCCCAUCGAAGAGUCGUUGCAACUCUUUGAAGACAUGAAAAAUGGUAAAAUUGAUGAAGGGGCUGCCACCUUGCGUCUUAAGUUAACCCUGGAAGAGGGAAAAGUGGAUCCCGUCGCCUAUCGUAUCAAGUUUAUUGCCCAUCAUCGCACCGGCAACAAAUGGUGUAUUUAUCCCACAUAUGACUACACUCAUUGCCUGUGUGACUCGUUGGAAAACAUUACCCAUUCCUUGUGUACCAAGGAAUUCCAAUCGAGAAGAUCUUCCUAUUAUUGGUUGUGUAAUGCCUUGGACAUCUACUGCCCAGUCCAAUGGGAGUACGGCCGUCUGAAUAUGAACUAUGCUUUGGUCUCAAAACGUAAAAUUGCCAAGCUGAUAACCGAAAAGAUUGUCAAUGAUUGGGACGAUCCUCGUCUAUUCACACUGACAGCAUUGCGCAGAAGAGGUUUCCCCGCCGAGGCAAUUAAUAAUUUCUGUGCCCAAAUGGGUGUGACAGGUGCACAAAUUUCCGUUGAUCCCUCUAUGUUGGAAGCCUCGGUACGAGAUGUUCUCAAUGUCAGCGCUCCACGUAGAUUGGUGGUAAUUGAACCUUUGAAGGUGACUCUGGAAAAUUUCCCCCAUCCCAACGCCAUUGAAAUUGAUGUACCCAAUUUCCCACAAAAUCCCGAACAAGGUAGCCACAAAGUUGUAUUGGAUCGUGUUAUUUAUAUUGAACAGAGUGAUUUCAAAUCGGAACCCGAAAAGGGCUAUCGCCGUUUGGCACCCGGACAAAGUGUUGGCCUGCGUCAUGCCAAUUUGGUUAUUUCUUUGAAGGAGGUUAAAAAAGAUGCUGCUGGUCACAUCACCGAAUUGGUAUGUGAAUGUCAGCCCACCGAAACUGCCGAGAAGCCGAAAGCAUUUAUUCAAUGGGUAUCGCAGCCCAUUGAAAUUGAAGUACGCCUUUAUGAGCUACUGUUCAAACAUAAAAAUCCUGAAGAUCCUAAUGAAGUACCUGGUGGUUUCUUAUCGGACAUUAAUCCUAAUUCUAUGGCCAUUAUGCAUUCAUAUGCCGAUCGUUCUUUGGCCAAUUGCAAAGUCUACGAUAAGUUCCAAUUUGAACGUGUAGGUUUCUUCUCUGUCGAUCCUGAUACCACUAAGGAAAAAAUUGUAUUCAAUCGUACUGUGGGACUUAAAGAAGAUGCUGGUAAAAAAUAA
Messenger RNA from Musca vetustissima, 2358 nucleotides. RefSeq names its product probable glutamine--tRNA ligase. Gene Ontology annotation, cellular component: cytosol; cytoplasm; aminoacyl-tRNA synthetase multienzyme complex. Gene Ontology annotation, biological process: translation; glutaminyl-tRNA aminoacylation. Lineage: Eukaryota; Metazoa; Arthropoda; Insecta; Diptera; Muscidae. Gene Ontology annotation, molecular function: glutamine-tRNA ligase activity; ATP binding. The record is from RefSeq and is a predicted model, not a curated record. Bases 1 to 2358 code for a protein of 785 amino acids. The transcript has a single exon.